Messenger RNA from Tetrahymena thermophila SB210, 984 nucleotides. RefSeq lists its product as hypothetical. Gene Ontology annotation, biological process: nucleocytoplasmic transport; activation of GTPase activity. The transcript has 12 exons. Gene Ontology annotation, molecular function: GTPase activator activity; small GTPase binding. The record is from RefSeq and is a predicted model, not a curated record. Gene Ontology annotation, cellular component: nucleus; perinuclear region of cytoplasm; cytosol. NCBI's taxonomy places the organism in Eukaryota, Ciliophora, Oligohymenophorea, Hymenostomatida, Tetrahymenidae.
AUGAAUUGCUUAAAAUACUUUGAUAAUUUAUUGACAUUCUAAAAAAGUGAUUUUUUGUCACACUCUAAUCUUCAUAUUUCAAUAAGUUCUUAAAUUGGUAACAAAGAAAUAUUGACUUUAAGUUCAGCUUUAGAAAAAUGUACUAACCUCUAAAAUUUGAGGCUCCAACUAUAGAAUAAAAAAAUUGGUCCUGGUGCUAUGUUAGAUUUAGGCCUUGCUUUAGCAUAGUGUCUUCAUCUUUCAAAUCUGAAUUUACAAAUUUAUUGGAAUUCUAUUUAAGCAGAAGGAGCUUCUGAUUUAGGCAUUGGUUUAGGAAAAUGCAUUAAUCUAUCAACCCUAUUUCUUAACAUUAGUGGCAAUUAAAUUUAUGAUAAAGGCACAUAAAAUUUAAGUUUAAGUCUAGCAAAAUGCUCUAAGCUAACUACAUUAACUCUCGAUAUUAGUAAUAAUCAAGUUAGCGAUGAUGGUAUAUCUUGUUUAGGCAGUGUAUUGUAAUCAUUUACUAAAAUGGAAUCUUUGACCUUAAUACUCUUUAGCAAUUAAAUCGGGUCACUUGGUUCUUCAAAUUUAGGUCUUGGUAUAGCUGGUUGUAUUUCUCUCUCUUCUUUAACAAUUAAUCUUAGAUGGAAUAAAAUUGGAUCAUUAGGUGCAUAAAAUUUAAGCUCUGCUUUGUCAAAUUGCCCUAAACUGUAAAUAUUGAGAUUGGAUUUGAGUAGUAAUGAAAUUGGUGAUGAAGGCGCUAUAGGAUUAGGCUCUCAUUUAAAAAAAUUUACUAACCUGUUUGCUUUUUCACUUGAGCUUUGUUGGAAUUAAAUUGGAGAUCUUGGUUUGUAGUACUUAUGUUCUUCUAUAGUAACUUGCUCUAAUAUUUAAUUUAUUAAGUUUGAUAUCAGUGAUAAUAAGAUUAGUAAGAAAUAUCAUCAAUAUUUAAGAACUCAAUUAAAUAAAAUCAAGAGAUUAGUGAAGAAAAUUAUGCCUCUGUGA